AACUUUGCCAUGCAGAAUUCACCAAUGGAAAGUCUGCCACCGCAGUUUCUCAGCAAAUUGGAAUUUUGGGAGGAACCGAGCCUAACAGUUACAGAAGAAUCAAGAAAAGAAAACACACAGUCAACCAAAACCGAGUGCCAACCUUCAAGAGAAAGAACUUGUCUAAAAGUGACCCAGAGAAAAAUGAAACCAACAAAAUUUGUCUCCCCAAAAGACGAAAGGCAGCGCAAGAAACGGGAGGCCGCAAACGCGCGGGAGAGGCGCAGAAUGCAUGGUCUAAAUAGCGCGUUUGACCAGCUGAGGGCGGUGGUCCCACAAAUAGGAGGGGGAGAACAACAAUUAUCCAAGUAUGAAACUCUUCAAAUGGCUCAAACCUAUAUACAGACUUUACAGGAGCUAUUGGCAAAGACUAUGCCACAUACGUACAUUAAUUCUGAUUCUGAAAGUCUGGAUGGAGAACAGAACUAUUGUGAAAAUAUUCCAAGUGCUUACUAACUUUUAAAGUUGAAAUUCCAGAAGUUCUUGUACUUUCAGAAGAUAAUCAAAAAUGUGAU
Messenger RNA from Lingula anatina, 554 nucleotides. Its product is annotated as protein atonal homolog 7-A-like. The record is from RefSeq and is a predicted model, not a curated record. Lineage: Eukaryota; Metazoa; Brachiopoda; Lingulata; Lingulida; Lingulidae.